AUGACAGACGGCAAAAGUCCCCCGCUGGCUCAGAAGGCCAAGGAACGACUGUCAGCUGUAGCAGAUACGUUGACCGGACAGCCACACUUCACCUUUCCAACCUUUGACCAACUACCGAAAGUCGAAGGCCAACCACAAGGCUGUGCUUGGGGCCUAUUCGACAAGAAUGGCGUGAAAGACCAAGUCGGAACGCUGAACUUACUGACGCCAGAUGUCGUGCGGCAAGCAUCAUCUGAGAUUCGAACGGGCCAGCACGUCCAGCUCGACUGGUGCCUCUCGGACAACGUGGAGUUUCCCGGAUUCGGUAGGAGGAAGUUCGAGCAAAAGGUCAUCGACACGAGAGCUGCGACCAAGGGCGCCAUCGCCGGGUUCGAUGAUGAAGUGUACAUGAACACGCAAAGUGGAAGCCAGUGGGAUUCUCUGAAGCACUUUGCUCACCAGAAGACGCAAAUGUAUUACAACGGCCUGUCUCAUGACGAGGCACUCAAAAGUGACACCAAUGGCAUCCACAACAUCUGCGAAAGGGGCGGCAUUGUGGGUCGUGGCGUCCUCAUUGACUGGCUGUCCUGGUAUGAGAAGGUGCAUGGAAAGCCUCCUUCCCCGGUCUCCAGACACGAGAUUCCUGUCUCUGAACUGGAAGACUGUUUGCGAUCACAGGGCACCAGCACCAGGCCUGGCGAUAUACUCCUCGUCCGGACUGGGUACACUCGAUGGCACAAUUAUGCAAAUCCUGAGGAGCGAAAACGCGGCACGAAGGAUAGUGCAUUGGCAAUCGGGCUGCAGAACAAUGAGACCACCGUGAGGUGGCUGUAUGACCAUCACUUUGCUGCUGUAGCAUCAGACACCAUUGCUUUCGAGGCCUGGCCGCCGCCAUUCAAGAAGGGUUGGGUCCUUCACGAAUGGUUGUUGGUGCAAUGGGGCACACCUAUAGGUCAGUGCGGCCGAGUGAUGUUCUCUCCAUGCAAGAACCUGCUAAACAUCAUUGCAGGGGAACUUUGGAACUUGGAAGAAUUGAGCAGACUCUGUGAACAACAGAAGAAGUAUACAUUCUUCAUCACUAGCGCGCCGCUUCAUGUCCGCGGGGGCAUAGGAAGCCCUCCCGGGGCUAUCGCCAUACUCUAG
Molecule: messenger RNA, 1122 nt
Organism: Fulvia fulva
Lineage: Eukaryota; Fungi; Ascomycota; Dothideomycetes; Mycosphaerellales; Mycosphaerellaceae
Exons: 2
Coding region: 1-1122 (373 amino acids)
Molecular function (GO): arylformamidase activity
Source: RefSeq, a predicted model, not a curated record